Puntigrus tetrazona (Sumatra barb) is the source of this 4549-nucleotide messenger RNA. It is a transcript of the gene esyt2a, whose product is annotated as extended synaptotagmin-like protein 2a. The coding region runs from base 439 to 3198 and encodes 919 amino acids. Gene Ontology annotation, biological process: lipid transport. NCBI's taxonomy places the organism in Eukaryota, Metazoa, Chordata, Actinopteri, Cypriniformes, Cyprinidae. The transcript is spliced from 24 exons. The record is from RefSeq and is a predicted model, not a curated record. Gene Ontology annotation, molecular function: lipid binding.
GCCUGCGCGAGUCUUCCUGUGUGUGUAACCCAGAGCGGCGGGCUUGGUCUCGCUCAGAGUGCGUGUGUUCUCGCAGGAUGUGGUGAGCGCGAGAGGUGGUGCCGCUCUCAGCUCGCGCGGUGACGGUCGGGACGGAAAGACGUUGCUCGGACAGCAGCUGGAAGACUCGAGCGAGUUAAAGUUCGUCGGGAAGGGCCGGAAAAUCACGGGCCGACGGCCGCUCCAUACAAGGCAAGGUCGGGUGGGGAGCAGUUUAGGGAGCAGCGCCGGUCCAAUCAUCUGCGCUCCCGAGAAGAGCCCGGAACCGAGCGACGCGCGACUCGUUUUGUUUUCUGGCAAAGAUUUGUAAACGUUUGGAGAUGUUUCUGUAGAAGCUCUCUGAGUUGUUUAGGUUUUAGUUUUGUUGUUUGUUUUGGAUUUGUGUAAGUUACUUUGGAGAUGAGUGCGUCAGCGAACGGGCUGGAGCCCAAACCCGCGCCGGCGGUCAGUCAGAACGGACCGGGUUAUGUUCCGCCGAGCCCCACUGAUGUCAAAACACCUGGGCCGGUGCUACCGGACGAGGAGCCGCAGUCCGCGGUCACAGACGCCACGCAGAUGGGGAUCAAGUUCGCCAAGACAUUCCUGCUGAUUUUCCCUAUAUACGUGUUGGGAUAUCUGGAGUUCAGCUUCAGCUGGGUCCUCAUCGUCCUGGCCGCGCUGUUCUGGCUCAGACGGAACCAGGGCAGCAGAUUCGCUCCGGUGAACCGGGCGCUGGCGUUUCUGGAGCAAGAGGAGCGAGCGGUGCGCCAGAACGUCCGGAGCUCAGAGCUGCCUCCGUGGGUUCAUUUUCCAGAUGUGGAGAGAGUGGAGUGGCUCAACAAGACUGUACAUCAGAUGUGGCCAUAUAUUUGUCAGUUUGUAGAUAAAAUCUUCAGAGAGACCAUUGAACCGGCGGUGCAGGGAGCCAAUGCGCACCUUAGUACUUUCACCUUCUCCAAGAUAGACAUGGGGGACAAGCCUCUCAGGGUGGAUGGAGUGAAAGUUUAUACAGAGAAUGUGGAUAAACGACAGAUUAUUAUGGAUCUACAGAUCAGUUUUGUCGGAAACACUGAAAUUGAUGUGGAUAUUAAGAAAUACUAUUGCCGUGCAGGAAUCAAGAGCAUACAGCUUAAUGGUCUGUUGAGGGUCAUCAUGGAGCCAUUGCUGGGAGAUAUGCCACUGAUUGGUGCACUGUCUGUGUUCUUCCUCAAGAAACCUCUGCUGGAUAUAAACUGGACGGGUCUUACAAAUAUGCUGGACAUCCCUGGAAUAAAUGGUUUGUGUGACAGCAUUAUUCAGGAUAUCAUAUACAGUUUUCUUGUGCUGCCAAACAAACUCACUAUUCCACUUGUGAGUGAUGCACAGAUUUCCAAACUCCGCUUCCCCAUGCCAAAGGGUAUUCUGCGGAUUCACUUUCUGGAGGCACAGGACCUGAUAGGGAAGGACACGUUCCUGGGGGGCCUGAUAAAAGGAAAAUCAGACCCGUAUGGUGUCAUUAAGCUGGGUAAUCAGCUCUUCAGAUCCAAAAUCAUCAAAGAGACCGUUAACCCUAAAUGGAACGAAGUUUACGAGGCAUUGGUGUACAAUCAGCCAGGACAGAAUCUGGAGAUUGAGCUUUAUGAUGAGGACCAUGAUAAGGAUGAUUAUUUGGGAAGCCUUACCAUCAAUGUAGAUGAACUAGAAAAGGAACACAAAGUAGAUGAGUGGUUUGUACUUGAUGAUGUUGCUACAGGAAAGCUUCACUUGAAGAUUGAAUGGCUUUCUCUUCUAUCUACAGCUGAUAAACUAGAUGAGGUUUUAGGCAGCAUUAAAGCAGAUAAAGGGCAAGCCAAUGAUGGACUGUCAUCAGCAUUACUGUUAGUGCAUCUGGACUCAGCCAAAAAUCUGCCAAGUGUGUUUGAGGGGCACGUGGGCAGUGGGUGUCUGAGAGAGCGCCGCUCUGCCGGGCUGGUGUUCUGUGAGAACACUUCUGCCCUCUACAGGACAAUGUUUCGCAAUCCUUUAGAAUUCAACAGUGCAGGUCUGAAGAAGGGUACAGUCAAUAAAGCAAUAAAGUCUGGUAAAAAGGUCACCAGUGUGCCCAGUCCAUUCGUCCAGUUUACUGUGGGACACAAGUCCUUCGAGAGCAAGACAAGAUAUAAAACCAAUGAACCACUUUGGGAGGAGGCCUUCACAUUCCUGAUCCACAAUCCAAAGUGUCAAGAACUUGAAGUGGAGGUAAAGGAUGAGAAGCACGAAUGUUCCCUUGGGACGUUUUCUCUUCCUCUGUCAAAGCUCCUGCAGGAGGAUCAGAUGACAAUCAGUCAGCGAUUCCCACUCAGGAACUCAGGACCUGGCUCUACGCUUAAGAUGAAGAUGGCACUUAGGAUCCUCUCCAUGGAUAAGUUGGCAGUAUCAGAUCAGCCGUCCUCAGCUAAGAUCCAUCGCCCUAGCCUCACCCCCAACCCCUCUCCUCAGCGGCCCAAUGUUUCAGAGCCCACCCCAGCAGCCAAAACCCAGCAGCCGACCCCAGCACCCAGAAGCCAACCCACCCCAACACCCUCCCCACGGGUGGAGCCCCUAAUAGACAGCAGGCCGUUAGAGGACUCACCUAUGCGUCUGGCUAAAUCAGGGCGCAGCACGUCUAACCUGGCCAUCUCUGGCUCUGAGCUUCACCUCAACAGCAAAGAGCCGACUCCCAGCAUAGCAUCUGACAUUUCUAACCCCAGCACCGCCCAGGAGCUGCAGAAGGCAAUACAACAAUUACAGAAUGGAGCCUCACCUGGUUUCGCUCCAUUGGGUGAAAUUCAGCUAACCAUCAGACACAGUCCCCAAAGAAACAAGCUAAUUGUCGUGGUACACAGCUGCAGGAAUCUAAUCUCUUCUACUGAAUAUGGUUCUGAUCCAUACGUCCGUUUGUAUUUGCUGCCUGAUAAACGAAGAUCUGGGCGCAGAAAAACAAACACGAUAAAGAAAACAGUAAAUCCGAUCUAUGAUCAAACGUUUGAAUUCAGUGUGUCACUUGUGGAGUUGCACAGAAGAACACUAGAUGUGGCCGUGAAGAAUGGUGGAGGAAUUCUGUCGAAACACAGAGGGCUGCUCGGAAAGGUGUUAGUUGACCUGACCUCUGAGGAUAUAUCAAAGAGCUCAACGCAUUGGUAUGAGCUUUCAGUGGACGGGCUGAAGCGACAGUCCCCUUAAUCGAAGGAACCAACUUCUUUCUGCCUGCACAUAUUGUAUUAAAAAAACAAAAAAAAACAAACAACAAAUCCCUACGCGAGACUAAGAACCUAAGCCAUAUUUAAGCCAUGUGUUUUAGCGGUGGGCAACAUUUGUACAUGUCGGAUCUUCAUAUUUUAUCACUUUUAACAGAUUUACAGUGUGAAAGAAGGGGAAAAACGCUAUCGAUGUUAUGUGCACAGAAUUUGCAAGAGAGAAUGAGAGCGUGAGAGUGUUUAGAGAUUUUUUUAAGUUAAAAAGGUUACGGUUCAGCGGCAUCUGUUGGACUGAUCAGUUGUUUAUGCUUUAAGACUUCUAAACCGAAAGUAGCAAACUCUAACAAUCCGCUAUUUAAUGGUGGAGAGAUUAUAUAAUAUAUAUAUAUAUAUAUAUAUCUGAGCUCAGACUGUAAAUAUAUCCAAGUAAAGGAAUUAUAGUAUUUGGACAAGUUCGAUAAAUACUAACCUUAAGAGUUCUUGUUAAACAAGCACUGGACUCUUUGAAAGUGUUAUAUAUUGUUGUCUUUGUUAAUGCCUACAGAUGCUCCUUUUAGGAGACAAAUUUACCAAAGAAGUACUCUGCUAAUUAUAUAAGUGUGCGUGUGAGUGUGUGAUUAAACCAAAUAUGCACCUAAAUGUUUUUCACACCUAAGUGUUCAUAUAAAUAUAUAUAAAUAUAUAUAUACACACACAUGUUAUGUGUUGUCUGAUGUGGUAUCCACCAUCACAGCACUGGCUGUCAGUGCUUAAACAUGCAUGGGCAGCUAGAGUGUCACAUAACCCUGGACAUCUAAUGCUGCCAUAUCUCUGUGUCUUGUUCAGCCUUUGUAGCACAUUUUCACUCCUUUAAGAACACCUGGUCGCCUCUCACUCACUGCAUCCCAGUUGUGCUUCCUCCGUCAUGUGCAUCUCAGAAUUAUAGAAAUUGUCUUGCGUGUAGGCUGAUAUUAAGUGAAGGUUGUGAUCUGGUCUGCUACGGUGUUACUGAGCUCCGCUUAUGACAUGCAGAUGGUCAAACCUCACACUGUUGAUUUUAUUUCUGUCAGCAAGAAUGUGUUUUUAUUGUAUAAAUUAUUGUGAAUAUUGUUACGACAGAUUUUAUGAUGCUUAUAAUUAUGAUUGAUACUUAUCACGAAAAUCAAACAUAUGCAGUCAGAGCAACUCUCUGUGCUGAGCUUGCCUUAUAGAUGUAUAUAUAUUUUUCCUGUGCCUUAAGACCAACAAUAUACUUACCUUAGAGGAUAUUUGCCAUCAGAUAUAAGAUUGUAAAGUCUCUGUAUUUGAUGAUGUCCACUGUUUUCUUUUCAAUAAACAAUUUAUUCUGUACCGGUAAA